UUCCGUAUAUCAUCCCGCGCCCGUCGCGAUAGAUGAUCUUCACCCUCAUCCCCGCAGUCACCGACAGGUCGUCCUCGUCCGUCCCCUCCCAAUCCCGCCUCAUGAUCACCUCCUCCCCCUCCUCCUCACCCUCCCUCUCAACACCGCCCACACUGCCCCCCUCCCCCUGAGCUGCUCCACCAACGCCCACCUGCUGUUGGCUUCCCACGACCCCGCCCCCGUCUCUCCCACUGCCGCCCUCUCCCCCGACCCGCUCGCCUCCUGUGCCCUCCUCCAGGAGGAGGCCGCCGAUAAUGGGGCCCGGCUGCUGCUCGUGCUGGUGUUCUUGCUCAGGCGGCGUUCUUGCUGGGUCGGGCGGUGAGGGGCCGCCGCCAACGCCUCGGUUCUGUGCGGGGGCACCCGACACGCCGCCGUGUGCAGGUGGGGCGGGUGCGGGGUGUGGGGCGGCAGAUGGGCUUUCGGCCUGGGGCAGAUGCACUCCCCCCUGCAGCACGAAACCGCGCGCCCGGAGUGACUCGGCGGUGAUGAGUGGGCCAUGCUGCUGUUGGCGUGGGGUGGUGUGCUGCCUGGCAGGGGGGCGGGGAGGACUGGGUGGUGGGUUGGGAGCCGUCGGCACGCCCUCAUGCACGAAGGGGUGGCGCAGCGCCUCAUCGGCUGAUGGAUGGAUGACACAUGCAAGGAGGGGAAGAUGUGAGCACCCUUAUGUGUGUUGUUUGCGCACAUUCUGCUGCUGACCGGUGAUGCGAUGAUACGGAUGUUGGGCGAGUAGGCGGUUGAUGAGGUCGCAGGCCUCUGAGUCCUGCUGCACUCGCGCAUCGAUGGCGUAGCCCUGUGAGAGAGGGGGAGGGAGGGGGGGGAGGGAGGGAACACACAGGUAACGAUGACGAUGCACAGAGUUCGUGUGUGAACCGCUGUCGCUAAGCAAUCACCUGUUGGAUUAUGUUGUAGGCGUCACCGCGGCUCAGUCCGGCGACCUCAAACGGAUAACGAUUCAUCAACAACCGAUACCUGCACAGCGCACACACACCGCAUCACAACAAACAAAGGGCAAUAAGGAAGUGCGGUGUUCUCUCCGUCUGUUCGUCGAUCUGUCACUCACAGGAUGACGCCUGCGCUCCACAUGUCGCUGGCCGGGGAGAAGUGCGAGUCGAGGAUCGUCUCCGGGGCCUGAAGGUAAACACGUCAGGCAAGACAUGAACCGAAUCGCGUUCUCGCUGUGUGUGGUCGUGAGCUGCUCGCCCACCAUAUGCGGGAAAUGGCCAGGGGGUUCGCGCAGGCGCUCGGCGUCACACACACGCACACACAGGUCGAAGUCAAUCAGAACCACACGCGCAUUGCCGCUCGCGUCGACCGUGACGAUCAGAUUGUCCUCUUUGACGUCACGAUGCACCAACUGUCACACACGCAGGGACCAAGGCAGCACACUGACAUCAGUGCUCGGCGCGUGUGGUCGCCAAUUCGCCCACCUGCUUCUCGUGGAGGAAUUUGAGCGCCUCGCAGAUGCCUCGCAUGAUCGCUUUGAUGUGUGCGCGUGGGAGCGGGUGUGUGUAGCUGUAGCUGAAGAGGGUGUCGCCGUCGAUCCAGGGCAUUACCACGUAGAUGCUCUGGUCGUCCGCAGAGGCGUAGAGUAUCCUUGCGGCAUUGUCAUUCUGCUCGCCCUCGAGGAUGUCACACAUGGCGAGCAUGCGCUCUGUGGAUCUCUCGCCCACAAACGACCUGAAAUGAGUAAAUGAGUCAAUGAGUGAAAGUGUGUGAUGCCUGGUGCGUGACGGCCUGACUGCUCACUCAAACUGGGCUCUGUGAAUCUUCUUGACCGCACAGUGCGUGCCUUGCAGAACGUCGGUCGCUCUGGCCACCUGAGCGAACCUGCAGCCAACCAACCAGAUGCACUGCAUCAUUCAGUGGUGUCGCUCUCCUUAGUUCAUCUAUCUGCUUACCCGCCUUGACAGACGGUGUUGCCAACGUCAAAUCGCUCGAGCAGCGCUGGGUCGCCCACAACCAU
Vitrella brassicaformis is the source of this 2002-nucleotide messenger RNA. NCBI's taxonomy places the organism in Eukaryota, Vitrellaceae. The record is from the annotation of a GenBank genome assembly.